CAGAGGGCGUACGGCGCCUGCCCGGCUGAGGGCGGGGGCUGAGGGAAGGCGGCGGGCCGCGCUUCCCGGGUACCAUCGGGUCGGGCCGGGCCGGGCCGGGCCGGACUGGACUGGACUGGGAGGUCCCGGGAGGCCGGUGAGGCGGCUCGGUGCCCGGGGCAGUCCCGGAGCCGUCCCGGAGCCGUCCCGGAGCCAGGAAGGACCGGCCCACCAUUGCGGGCAGCGCUGUUGAUGGAAACGAAGAGUUCAUGGUUUCUGGUUUGUGUAAUAGCAGAGGCUGAAUAGGCAUAAAGGAGGCGGUAGUGCAGGCGAGAAGUGUCAAGCCCCUUGCCAGCCUUUGCUCUGUAAAAAAGAAGAAAUGAAUCCUACAAAUGAUGAGCCAGCGUUCGGGACCAUUUUUGACUGGGACUAUCUCUUAUGGGAAGUUCGUUUGACAUUUUUAGCUGUUGGUUUUUUCAUCUACUUUGGAGUAUUUCUUCUGUCUCACUGGUUGUCUUCGUGGAAGAGUACCACUUACCGUGCCUUGCAUGGAAAGGAGAAGGUGUUUUGGAAUAUGACGGUCACACGUGGUAUAUUUGGACUUCAGAGUUGUGUUGCGGGGUUAUGGGCUUUGCUCAUAGAUCCUGUUUUUCAUGCUGACAAAGUGUAUUCACAGCAAAAGUGGAGUUGGUUUAACUGCUUAAUAGCUGCUGGAUUUUUCUUGCUUGAAAAUGCAGCUGUUCACAUCUCCAACAUUAUUUUUAGAACAUUUGAUGUGUUCUUGGUAGCUCAUCACUUGCUUGCUUUUGGUGGCUUGGCUGGUCUAGUAAUUAAUGUGAAAUCUGGACAUUAUCUGCCUUUGAUGGGAAUAUUGCUGGAGAUGACUACUCCUUCGUCAUGCAUUUCCUGGAUACUUCUAAAGGCUGGCUGGGCUAAUACCUUUUUCUGGAAGGCAAACCAGUGGGUGAUGAUCCACCUGUUUCACUGCCGCAUAAUUCUUACUUACCACAUGUGGUGGGUGUGUAUUUUCAAUUGGAAUUCUGUGAUGGAAAAUCUGGGAUUUAUUCAUUUUAUUGUUUUAUUCUCGGGAUUAUUUGCUGUUACGCUAAUACUUAACCCAUACUGGACGUACAAAAAAACUCGGCAACUUCUCAGCCCAACUGACUGGAACUUUGAAAAUAAAGCAGUGGAAAAUGGAAAAUCAAAUGGUAAAACACAUCAAAAGAAGAGGAUAUAACGCUGAAACAGCUGUUCCCUAGUAGGAAAGCAGAAGAGCACAAUGUGAAGUAGUUCUUUACCCAUGAACUAGAAGCUUUUGCAAGAAGCUCAUUAACACAAUGAUUCCUUGCUGGUAGUAUUCUGUAUGCAUCAGAAUUAUUUAAAAGCAUUGUUUGUGUUUUAUAUGUGCAUACACAUAAGAUCUUCAACCUCUUAGUUACAAAUUAUGCCAGCAGUUUUGUCCGGUUGGACAAUACUUCAUGAUUUUUUAGUGACAUGCUCUCUAAUGGUGUCCUUUGUCCUAAUGCUUCAGAGUGGCUUUACAGUUAAUUUGUCUACUAAGCUCAGCUUGAAUCAAGUUUAGCUUGAAUCCUAUUUCAUGCAUGUCAGAGAUACUGAUACUAGAAACUAUGUUAAGUUGUUUAUUAAGAUCAAUUAUGACCCAAGUUAGGUAUGAAUGGGUACCUAGUUCUUGUGUGCCAUUAAAUCAUUCCAAGUGGCUGAAUUGUUCAGUGGUAGAAUGCAGUCAUGGCUGGGUUUGGGGGGUUUUUUUGGUUGGGUCUUCUAUCUUUUUUUUUUUUGUUGUUGUUCUUUUAAGUGCACUUGAGGAGGAGGAAGAUAUUUGUUUGAGUGUUCGCUGUCAAAGUGAGUUGUAGUUUCCAGGUUGCCCUCAGUAUCGGAGCAGUUCAUGUCCACCACAAACAUGCAUGUGGGGAUGCAGUCAUUCGUUAUACCGGAGGUCUAGCUAGGUAAUCACAGUGGUCCCUUCUGGACUUCAAAUCCAUGACAUGCAAGAGGCAACAACAGAACGUUUGGCUCUGUUUCAUCCUUGAAAAGAUUGCUGGUUGGUAAAAUUAUUUUCUAUGUAGGUCCCACAUGACUGGUCAUGCAGCUAUUUUCAUUAGUGCUCCUGUUAUUGUUCCUCUUAUUUUUGGAAAUGCUUUUAGUUACAGAGGGUUUUAGAAUCUGAGUUGACUCCUCUGUGGAGGAAAGCCUGCAUCACCACCUUCAAUUCAGUUGUCCUUCUAAUAUUUUUAUUUGAUUUUGUGUGUUCUUCACAGUGAUGCUAACAGUCCUUUGCACUUCAUCUGCUGCAUCACUAAAUCUUUCCUUGACCUAAGGAAUAGGGUUGCUUUUUAGAUAGGAUCUUGGCAAAUUGUGGUGGAUGUUCUCCCACUAAUAGGAUUGGUUUGACAGUUCCUGGAUGGAAUCUUGGACAGUGGACGGAGGUAUAAAGAUUGUGACAGAAGAGUGACGCCUAGUGGCAGGAGAAAGACAAAGAUAUUAAUUAGUUUUGGGCACUGAACUAGUGAGAUAAAAAGUCUGUCAUUUGAAACUUUGUUCUGUAGUGUGACAUGACUGCUACACAGAUCUGUUUUCCAAAGUAAUAAGACUGUGCAAACCCAAGCUGUUAAGAAUUUUAGGUCAAGGCAUGUAUUAGAAGCUUUUUGUACUGAUCUGUGGUGGAGCAUAUUGUUUAAAUGUGUAAAGGAAGCACUGUUUGGUGUAAACAACCCAAUUUUAUUAAUUUUUUUGUGGGAAUGUCUUUGAUUUUGUUCUGAGUGAAGGAAGGAAGCUUGUGGUCAGGUUGCUGUGUUCCCUAAUUCACUUUGUGUGAGCGCAGAGUUGAAGAGCUGCUCUAUGAGAGAGGAAACUUAUUACUAUUAGGUCAUAAACGUAUAGCCAGAUCUUGCUGAUAGCGAUGAAGUGGUGAAUAUCUGAAACUGCCCAUUCAAAACUAGGCUGAGAGGGUCACAGUAAUUUUACACAGCAACCUUAUCUGGUAUCGUGCUGGUAUUCAUUGGAGAAAAUCUAAAUUUUGUGCUACCUUCUUGUUUCUAAGCAGGCCAGAACGAGGCUGCAGUGUUUUGGCAGUGUCACCUGUCUGGAUGCCAUCCUAUAGAAAAAAGGGCUCCCUAAAACUUGAAAUUACGUACCUCUCCCAUGGGGUUUUGUGUGGGAGAGUAAUGUUAAAAGUACUUUAGCAGAAAGCAGAGGGGCGAAUUCCUCGGAAGCGGAACCCAAAUAUGCAAUCCAAAUGAGUAUCUUGCAGAAUCCAAACCUCACUUGCAGAAGUUGCAGUAGGGAGGGAGGAGGAGAAGUUGCCAGAUACCGAAAUGAUGAUUUGCUCUAUGCAGCUUAAACCUUAAAAGUUUGGAUUCGAUAAAACAAGGUGGUAAUUACAAAAAUCCCAGCUACAGAAUUCUGAAGAAUCUGAACAGAAAAUGGAAGUGUUGGAAGAGAGGUGAGUUUGGGCCAAAUGUGUAAUUCUUGUAGUGGCUGGCUAAAGAAUCUGAAGUUUCUAUGUGCUAAAAUAAAAGAAUAUGGAGGGUUGGGGUUAGUAGUGAAUUUGGGACUGAAAAAAGAGAUGAGGUGUGGUCCAAGCAGACAGGUGGAUACUUGUGUCAGUGGCACCAGACUUCUGAAGCUUAAUAUUUUGUAUUAUUAACUUUUGUAAUGUUAAUAAGUGGAUUUUAAAUAUUUCAUUAAAAGUAUUUUUAUCAUAAUAAGGCAAUCUUUUCAGUAUGCGUAUUAAUGUGAGUUUUUUCAUGCAAAGACUGUUAUGGCAUAUCUCAUCUUUUGUGUGUCUUAAUUACAUAAUUAAUAAUACCUAAGAGCACCUGUUAACCUAAGCACUGCUAGAUCUGCUAGAGCAAGAGAGCUGUGCAAUAAAGCAAAUAACAGCACUCAUUUUAUUUCUGUUGGUUUGGGGGGUGAGGAGAUUUACAGUCUAGCUAGAAAUAUAACAGGACAUAAAAAUGAAGACAACCUUUCUUCUUCAUCUGGAUGGCCUAGAGUUGCAGUUACCAGUUCUGUUACACAGCCUGUUUUUGGUGGUUUUUGGUUGUUUUUUUCCCCCCCUCUAUACUUCAGUGUUUUCUUUGCUGCCUUACGGCUGUUCCCUUCAAGAGGAUUUUCUGGUUUAUGAUUGUGGAUGACUGUCUCAUUGCUCUGAAACAAGACUGAAAAAGUUCUUUAACAGAGGGUUUAGUUGUAAAAGAAGUUAGACACCAAAGUGCUGCUUUUCAACCCAAAGGUAGACUAGCCAUAGUUUGGUAUAAACUUUGUUAAUGUGAAACUAAUUGGUCCUGAUGGGCUUCUCUUACAAGGCCUCAUCUGCAAUUUUAUGUAGAAAAAUUCACAGUCAGCUUCAGUAGUGGCUGGAUCAGGUCACAGGGUGUGCUGCUGCCAUGAUUUGGAGAACUCUAGCAUAGUAUGGAUUUGGGUUAAUUUUUUGUUUGCCUGGGUGGCUGUUGAAGACCUCACCCUGCUUUCUUGUUGGGCAAGCUUAUUCAAGGUAUGCUGUUUGUCACCUUUCUGGCCGAAGUUACACAAAAAACCCAAGAAACUAUGAUGGGGGUGUUUGGGGUGGGUUUUGGUGUUUUUUGUUUUGUUGGU
Phalacrocorax carbo (great cormorant) is the source of this 4596-nucleotide messenger RNA. The record is from RefSeq and is a predicted model, not a curated record. NCBI's taxonomy places the organism in Eukaryota, Metazoa, Chordata, Aves, Suliformes, Phalacrocoracidae.